AUCGGUAAGACAGCUUGAAUUCUCAAAUUGGUAGUCCCAAUUUUAUUUUAAAUAAUUCAGAGUUUCAAUUUUAGAUUUUUUUUCUUAACCAACCGUUAAGUGCUAUGCUAGAGAAAACUGUCAUAAACCCUUUUCACCUCUAAACCCUGCACUUGUGUAUCCCACUGCGUGUUGUUCUUGUUCAAUGGCACGCCUAUUUCGUUCCCUCAGAAAAACCCUAACCCUAACCCUAACACACCAAUUUCAGCAUCAACCAUGCAUUUCUCGAAGAAGUUACAUAUCCGACAUGCGCAAAUCAGCUUUCGAGGGAAACAUCUUGAGACUCCUCCGCAACGAGAUUCAAUACGAGCUUCAGUCCUCUCCUCCCAACAACCCUGUUACCAAGUUUAAUUCCUUUAUUGUGGAUGGUCGAGCUGGGGAGCGAUGGAUUACGUUGAAAAGACAAUACGCUGAUGAAGACAUUAAACUUGAAGUCACCAUGUUUGAUGGAGCUGUUCCUGCUCCAACUCCAACUCCAAAUGGUGGUGUAGUUAAUUCUGAUGAAAUGCAGAUGCACAUUACUGUAAUUGUCAACAUCUCCAAGGGAGAAGGUCGUGUGUUGGAAAUCAUGUGCUCUGCCUGGCCUGACAGUAUAGAGAUAAAAAGGCUGUUCAUACGUGCAAAUGAGAAGAUAAUAGCUGAGCCCUAUGCUGGUCCUGAAUUCACGGAAUUGGAUGAUGAGUUGCAAGACAAACUUUAUGAUUUCUUGGAAGUAAGGGGUAUAAAUGAUGAACUCGCUGGUUUCUUGCAUCAGUACAUGAAAAACAAGGAUAAAGUGGAGCUCAUAGGAUGGAUGGAAAGGGUUAAAUCUUUUAUUGAAAGGAAAUAAAGGCAUUUAAAUUUCGUUGUUCUGGAUUAGAUAAGCCAUUAAAUCCCUCGUAUUUUUUUUGUCACUGAAGUGUGAAUCUAAGCAGGUACACAUCUUUGUAUUUGUGGUUUUUGCUCUGGAUUCCCUCUUUCUGAGAAAAAAGAGAGCAAAUAUAUGAUAGUGAAUUGCAGCAUUGUUAUUGGAAGGUUUUUCUCUCUUCUGUAUAUUCUGCUUGUUUAUUCACUUUUAUGAUUUGGAUUUCAGCCUUACAAUUUAUGAACAGUGAUUAAUAAUGUUUGAUUA
Glycine soja is the source of this 1150-nucleotide messenger RNA. RefSeq lists its product as uncharacterized. Gene Ontology annotation, cellular component: mitochondrial matrix. The coding region runs from base 185 to 868 and encodes 227 amino acids. The record is from RefSeq and is a predicted model, not a curated record. NCBI's taxonomy places the organism in Eukaryota, Viridiplantae, Streptophyta, Magnoliopsida, Fabales, Fabaceae. The transcript is spliced from 3 exons.